This is a messenger RNA of Ostrea edulis (European flat oyster), 984 nucleotides long. RefSeq names its product histidine-rich glycoprotein-like. The record is from RefSeq and is a predicted model, not a curated record. Bases 1 to 984 code for a protein of 327 amino acids. The transcript has a single exon. NCBI's taxonomy places the organism in Eukaryota, Metazoa, Mollusca, Bivalvia, Ostreida, Ostreidae.
AUGAGAAUAAAAGAACAAAUCACAAUCACUAUAUACUCAUAUUUCUCCCCUCUAGCUUCCAUCUCUCUCCAUAUUCACCACCACAGUUCACCACCACUACCACAAAUCACCUCCACUACCACAGUUCACCACCACUACCACAGAUCACCUCCACUACCACAGUUCACCACCACUACCACAGUUCAGCUCCACUACCGCAGUCAAUCUCCACUACCACAGUCCACCUCCACUACCGCAGUUCACCACCGUUACCACAGUUCAUUUCCACUACCACAAUUCACCACCACUACCACAGUUCAUCUCCACCACCACAGUUCAUCACCACUACCACAGUUCACCACCACUACCACAGUUCAUCUCCACUACCACAGUUCAUCUCCACUACCACGAUUUAUCACCGCUACCACAGUUCACCACCGCUACCACAGCUCAUUUCCACUACCACAGUUUAUCACCACUACCACAGUUCAUCUCCACUACCACAGUUCACCACCGCUACCACAGUUCACCACUACCAUAGUUCAUCACCACUACCACAGUUCAUCUCCACUACCACAGUUCACCACCGCUACCACAGUUCAUUUCCACUACCACAGUUCACCACCACUACCACAGUUCAUCACCACUACCACAGUUCAUCACCACUACCACAGUUCAUCACCACCACCACAGUUUAUAGCCACUACCACAGUUCAUCUCCACUACCACAGUUCACCACCACCACUACAGUUCAUCACCACUACCACAGUUCACCACCGCUACUACAGUUCAUCUCACUACCACAGUUUACCCCCACUACCACAGUUCACCACCACUACCACAGUUCACCAUCACUACCACAAUCACCACCACUACCACAGUUCAGUACCACUACCACAGUUUAUCUCCGCAACCACCGUUCUCCAUCACUACCGCAUUCGACUACCGCAUGUGUAUCAUGGUCUUUCGCACUAUUCUUUGUCUUAUCAGUCCAUUCCUAAUUGA